UGCUUCGCAUGGGCUACAAAGUACAACGUUGGCUCCAGAACGUGCGCUAACCUGCCUUCUGCGCAUGUUCAUGUUCCGGCUAGUGACUAGGCGUUAUUGUGGCGAACUUCUACAGUGUCGUUUGAACUCCUGUUGCUGUCCAAUCCGUCAACCUUGGAUGUGAGAAUGGGCAAUGUCGAUUCUCCUUCCGACGGAGGCGAAGAAAAUUAUAGGUGGAUUUGCUCCUUAUUUAAUGACGAUUCCCAGCAAGAGAACCGUGGUGACCAGGGCGACUCCGCGGAAGUUGCCGAACCACAGGAGCAGCAACACCACUACCAGCAGUACCCGCAAUCGCUCCCCGGUGCCGGAGACGAAUACCAUCUUCACUCGCAGCAUACAGAACAGCAGCAGCGGCACAAUGGCCUUUCUCAGCCGACUGAGGAAAGCGCCAUGGCCGCAACCAUAUCAGCUGCAGCCAACACCAUGUACGGUGCGGAAGCCCUGGCUGUUGACUGCUCCAGCUAUCGACCGCUGCAGGGUGCUGCAACUGGUGGGUUAGCCACAGGUGAUAUGCUGGUUGCGGCGACAGGGUUUGGGGGCACUGGCAACCCAUCAGCCCUGGCGGCUUUUGGGCCUAUCAGCCAGGUUGGGGACGACCAGUUCACCGCCUUAACAACGCACUUAACAGCGGCCUUGGAUGCUGCUGGCAUUCUCCAACCGCCCGGUUCAGCGCCAGCGUUGCUUGUGCCGCCAGCGGCGUUCACCCAUGUGCCUCAUCAGGCGCCUCCGCAACCAG
Messenger RNA from Astrephomene gubernaculifera, 775 nucleotides. Lineage: Eukaryota; Viridiplantae; Chlorophyta; Chlorophyceae; Chlamydomonadales; Astrephomenaceae. The record is from the annotation of a GenBank genome assembly.